AUGAGUAAAAGAGCAAAGCUGGUGGUACCUGUGAGUAAAAUAUUUGACAUUUCACCAGGAGAAAGAACAAAUAAUAUAAAAGUAUCUUUUGAUGACGAUAUUAAUAAUUUAAAUGCUGUCGGACUUUUAAAUGCUGUAAAAGCAGAUGGAACAGAAAUUAAUUGUACCGCCACUGUAAUUAAAACCAAUAAUGGAAGCGUUGCAAUUACUGCUGCACAUUGUAUUUAUGAUCAUAAACUUAAGAAGUUUAAUACUAAAAUUUAUUUUUAUCCUGGGUACAACAAUGGAGUAGAAGGUAGAAUUGGAAAAGUUACUGCUUAUAAAUCGUUUAUAUGGGAUAAAUUUUUAGACAACGUUGAAAUUUAUGAUUAUGCCUUUACAAAGUUUUAUUACAAAAAUGGAAGAAAAUUACAAGGUGAUACAGGAGCUUUCGAUUAUGAUCUCGAUAUACCUCAUGGAAAUUAUUCAACUACUGUAUUUGGUUAUCCAGUUGAUGGUGAUAUGGACUGCCCCAGAGAUGGAAAACACCUUUGUAAGUGGCAAGGGAAUUCAUUUGAUUUUCCAGAUAAUCUUCCAAAUGCCACGUCGUAUAGAGGUAUACCUAUAGAUGUUGGUUAUGGCUCAAGUGGGGGUCCCUGGAUGAGAAAUUAUGAUCCAACUACUAACACAGGCACUGUAAUGGGUAUCUCACAUGGUAUAUUAAAUGAACCCUAUCCUGAAACAGAUACUGCCGCUUGUCUAUGGUAUCAUGACGAAUUUUUAAGCAUGUUGAGGCUUACUGAAUUUUAG
Dentiscutata erythropus is the source of this 789-nucleotide messenger RNA. NCBI's taxonomy places the organism in Eukaryota, Fungi, Glomeromycota, Glomeromycetes, Diversisporales, Gigasporaceae. The record is from the annotation of a GenBank genome assembly.